AUGGCAACCCCCAGUAGCCUUGUUGAUGGUACAAAACGCUAUCUGGUGGACUGGAACAACAUUGUUGGGGGUGGCGAUGAUCAGAUCACCAGCACCAGAUUACCGGAUGAAAAAUGGACCAAACCAAUUCCGGGCUAUCUCAAGUUGAACACUGACGCAGCUGUAGAUCCUAGAAACAGAUUGAUGGGAUUCGGAUGGGUGCUCAGGAACGAGAAUGGUGAGUUUGUUGCAGCAGCGAGCAUCCGCGGGAAAUGCACAUUCAAUUCAAAAGAGACCGAGGCAAUGGCCGUUCGUGAGGCUCUCACCUGGAUUAAGAGUCAUGGUAUUAAUUUUGUCCAGGCCAAAACGGAUGCUCUUCAAGUUGUCCAACGUUUAGAUCAAACCGUUGGGGAUUCCUCAUUUGACCUUAUUCUGUUUGACAUAAAACAUUUCCUACUUUCUGUUGAUCAAGUAGCUAUCUCUCAUGUAUCUCGCACUGCGAAUACGAUUACCCAUAGACUUGCUAGGGAAGCUUGUUCAAUGUCUGUGCGUAAGGAAUGGACUACUAUCCCUCCUUCUUUUAUUGUCAACGCUUUGUACUUUGAUUUGAAUUAA
Ipomoea nil (Japanese morning glory) is the source of this 594-nucleotide messenger RNA. RefSeq lists its product as uncharacterized. Gene Ontology annotation, molecular function: nucleic acid binding; RNA-DNA hybrid ribonuclease activity. The transcript has a single exon. The record is from RefSeq and is a predicted model, not a curated record. Lineage: Eukaryota; Viridiplantae; Streptophyta; Magnoliopsida; Solanales; Convolvulaceae. Bases 1 to 594 code for a protein of 197 amino acids.